Otolemur garnettii (small-eared galago) is the source of this 2526-nucleotide messenger RNA. RefSeq names its product major facilitator superfamily domain containing 1 (gene MFSD1). Bases 75 to 1289 code for a protein of 404 amino acids. Lineage: Eukaryota; Metazoa; Chordata; Mammalia; Primates; Galagidae. Gene Ontology annotation, biological process: transmembrane transport. Gene Ontology annotation, cellular component: lysosome. The transcript is spliced from 11 exons. The record is from RefSeq and is a predicted model, not a curated record. Gene Ontology annotation, molecular function: transmembrane transporter activity.
GGCUCUGGCCGCGUCGCUUUCUCCCGGGUCCGGGACGUGCCCGCGCUUUGGCCUCUCGGUCUCGGGUGGGCGCGAUGGAGGAAGAGGACGAAGAAGCGCGAGCGCUGCUGGCGGGCGGCGCGGCCCGGGAUGGCAGGGACAGCCCCGCGGCCCCGCGGCCGCUGCCGGCCCUCUGCGACCCCGGCCGCCUGGCGCACCGGAUCGUGGUGCUGCUGCUGAUGUGUUUCCUGGGCUUCGGAGGCUAUUUUUGCUACGAUAAUCCUGCUGCCCUUCAGACUCAGAUUAAACGGGACAUGCGGGUGAAUACCACGAAGUUCAUGCUCCUGUACGCCUGGUAUUCUUGGCCCAAUGUAGUGUUGUGUUUCUUCGGUGGCUUUUUGAUAGACCGAGUAUUUGGAAAACGAUGGGGCACAAUUAUUUUUAGCUGCUUUGUUUGCAUUGGACAGGUUGUUUUUGCUCUGGGUGGAAUAUUUAAUGCUUUUUGGCUGAUGGAAUUUGGGAGGUUUGUGUUUGGGAUUGGUGGGGAGUCCUUAGCCGUUGCCCAGAAUACAUAUGCUGUGAGUUGGUUUAAAGGCAAAGAACUAAACCUGGUGUUUGGACUCCAGCUUAGCAUGGCCAGAAUUGGGAGUACGGUGAACAUGAACCUCAUGGGGUGGUUGUACUCCAAGAUGGAGGCUUCCCUGGGCUCUGCCGGUCCCACAACCCUGGGGGUCACGCUUAUGAUUGGGGGAAUAACGUGUAUUCUUUCACUCAUCUGUGCCUUGGUCCUUGCUUACUUGGAUCAGAGAGCAGAGAGAAUCCUUCAUAAAGAACAAGGAAAAACAGGUGAAGUUAUUAAGCUGACCGACGUGAAGGACUUCUCCUUACCCCUGUGGCUCAUAUUUGUCAUCUGUGUCUGCUACUAUGUCGCUGUCUUCCCCUUCAUUGGCCUUGGCAAAGUUUUCUUUACAGAGAAAUUUGGAUUUUCUUCCCAGGCAGCAAGUGCAAUUAACAGUAUUGUGUAUGUCAUCUCAGCUCCCAUGUCCCCAGUAUUUGGGCUCCUGGUGGAUAAAACAGGGAAGAACGUCAUCUGGGUUCUGUGUGCAGUGGUGACCACGCUUGUGUCCCACAUGAUGCUGGCCUUCACGAUGUGGAACCCUUGGAUUGCUAUGGUAAUGUCUGCGUUAACAUGCCAGGGCUCGGGGCUGCAGCCAGGACACCGUCAGGUCCAUGUCAGGGGCAAGGGGUUGUGCUCAGUAAACUCAGAUGGCAGUGCCCAUGGCAGUGGGGAAAUGAUGACUGGAUUUUGAUUUCUAUGAAAGAGUUAUAGAAAGAAAUAAGGAUUAUGAAUUAUUUAUGCAUAAGGUAUCUUUUACUUUCAUUUGCCUUAUUUGGCAGGGUAUCCUUAAUGUUGAAAUAGAAUUUGAAAUAAAAUAGCCUUAUAAAAGCCAGAGUGUUCAUUAAUCCCAUUUAUUUUUCUAAAAUAAAUAAGUUAAAGGAAGUCAUUCCAUCAAAGGUGGCAAAAAAAUCUGUUGGCCGAGUGUCCAUUGUUUUGUCUUUGACUCUCUUAGUAGGUUUUUAAAAAGUGAGAAUGAACUUAGCAAGUAUUUGUUGUUCUUGAAAAUGUCACUGAAUGAAGACCAGAGCCUGCAGUGCUGCAUUUCUUACCUGGUCAUAAAUAAUUAUCUUGAACAUAAAUACCUGUGAACUUGGUGAGGAUUUCUGUGGAAGUGUUUCUACAGAUGCAGUACCAAUUAUUAGAAGUAGCAGUGCCAGAGCAGAGGGUUCGUAGUUUAGUGUCUUGGAAUAUACUGUAACAGAAACUUCCCUCUCAUUUAUAACUUCCUCAUCAUAUACACAGGUGUCUGUGUUUUAAUAUCCUUUCCAUUAUUAGUUAUUGGCAUUGUUUUGAUCUUUGAUGAUCUGAUAGGUACAAAUAAUACUAAAAUUACUAAGUAUUUUUUAUUGGAAUAAAAGAUCAGCAUUAGGAGGUGUUCCACGACCAGUGGUGGUGGUGGUUGGUUCUCUGCUCUGCGCUCCAAUCGGGUGUUGACUUGGAGGCAGAUUGAUGGAAUAUUGACAAUAUGUUGUGCUGAUGGGCUAAUUUGUCAUUACUAGCUUGCCUGCACAUUAGCUUGCCUGAAAGAUUGGUCAGAACUUUUUGCAAAUCAGCUUGAUUUUCUUGCUCCAUCCUUGACUGCACCCUGGGGUCCAGCCAGUGACCUAUGCAUAUAAUACGACUUAACAUACGCAUAAGUGGAAGUGGCUAAGGAGGAGCCUGUGUAUCUCGUCACUAGAGGGACACUCGUAAAGAGGUCUAAGAUUUUUUUCUAUUUUUUGAAUAUGAGUUUUAGCCUAAUCACCAAAUUUGCGUGACUAUUAUAUAUUAGCUACUGUGUCCCUUUUGCUAAUCUGAAGCAAAAAAAUCACCUUUGUGUUAAGAUCAGGCUUUUAUGCCUUGCUGUAUGGCUUUCUGCAGUGUCUCCUGGGACUGUCCUACUCAUUGCUGGCCUGUGCAUUGUGGCCAAUGGUGGCAUUUGUAGUUCC